Molecule: messenger RNA, 600 nt
Organism: Ustilaginoidea virens
Lineage: Eukaryota; Fungi; Ascomycota; Sordariomycetes; Hypocreales; Clavicipitaceae
Exons: 3
Coding region: 1-600 (199 amino acids)
Source: RefSeq, a predicted model, not a curated record
AUGCGAAGUCUUGACAGCUUCCUCAACCCCGAUCCGGCUCUGCAAAGACACCACCACGACACGACGCCCCUUCUUAAAGAGCGGGCACCACCAUUGAACCUCCCUCCGACAUCCGAUUCCGUGACUACGGCGGCACAGUGUCGAACUUAUCGAUUAACCCAACAGGACGGCUCCAUUCUACCGGCUCAAUCUGAGUACGGGUUCCGUCAGACUCUUCCUCACUCAACUAUUAUGACUCCUUCAGUUGAAUCUGCUCGCCCCAUUAUGGCUCCGUCGAACAGGACAUCGGCGCGCCUCAGCGCGUAUAGCAUGGCUCCGUCAUUUACUCCCACAGUUCAAACCAACGAUUCGGUCCAAGCUGAGAUACGCAACAUUGCUUCCAACCUUGAUCGCAUGGAGAACGAAGCGCUUUCCUCCCAACGUGUAGUUUUGAGCGACGAAAAGACAGACAACAUGGGUAAGCUGGCUUUAGGCGCCAAGCUUGAGCGCGCUCUGGAUCGUCGAAUGAGUGGUCAGGAUGCCGUUAUGCGCCCACGCUGCGAGAAUGUCACCGUCAAUAUCACCAUAAGCGAAAAGAAGCAGCUGAGUGAAAAAGCAUAG